Microstroma glucosiphilum is the source of this 615-nucleotide messenger RNA. RefSeq names its product histone-fold-containing protein. Lineage: Eukaryota; Fungi; Basidiomycota; Exobasidiomycetes; Microstromatales; Microstromataceae. Gene Ontology annotation, molecular function: DNA binding; protein heterodimerization activity; structural constituent of chromatin. Bases 35 to 346 code for a protein of 103 amino acids. Gene Ontology annotation, biological process: nucleosome assembly. Gene Ontology annotation, cellular component: nucleosome. The transcript is spliced from 3 exons. The record is from RefSeq and is a predicted model, not a curated record.
CCCACUCACCCCCACACAACACAACUUCAACAACAUGACUGGACGAGGAAAAGGUGGCAAGGGUCUCGGCAAGGGUGGAGCUAAGCGACACAGGAAGAUUCUUCGUGACAACAUCCAGGGUAUCACCAAGCCUGCUAUCCGCCGUCUUGCUCGACGAGGUGGUGUCAAGCGUAUCUCGGGACUCAUCUACGACGAGACCCGUGGUGUCCUCAAGCUCUUCCUCGAGUCGGUCAUUCGUGACUCGGUCACCUACACUGAGCACGCCAAGAGGAAGACUGUCACUUCCCUCGACGUCGUCUACGCACUCAAGCGACAGGGCCGAACCCUCUACGGUUUCGGUGCUUAAGAAUAGCAAGUCUACUCUCGUGGUCGAAUGGACGAUAAGACGCAGGUCAACAAGCUAGCGCUGUCCGCCCCCACCAUCGCCCGUGGCUCACCUUGGCAACGACCGCAAGCGCCCAAUCAGCACUCGUCGACCCAGGUCCGACUGCUUCUUCCCCAUGUUCUGUACCUUUUAUGUCUCAUGUCGACGAUUACCAUGUCUUCUCCCCUACUCUCUUGUACUAGUAGCUAUCUCAGGAUCUUCACGGGGGCGAUGAAUUCGCGCAAGUGGCA